AUGGAUGUGACACAUUUGAUCCAAAUUGUGAAAUUUGUUCUUCUGAUUUCAAAAGAAAUUGUACCAAGUGCAAAGAAAAUACAGGAAAACGGCCAAAUAUCAACGGUGGAGUAUGUAUUGACUGUGAUUCAACUUGUCAGAGUGGGCAAUGUGAUAGGGAGACUGGUAUUUGUUCAUCAUGUAGUUCACAGUAUGUGUACGACAACCCAUAGAAACAAAGUUGUGUUGCAUGUCUACAAUUUGAUCCACUAUGCACUAUAUGUUCUUCCAAUUCUUCAAGAAUAUGUAUUACAUGUCUUACUGUGUCAACCAUGUAAUACCAAUUGUAGUUCUUUUUGUGAUACAAAAACGGGAAUGUGCGAGAAAUGUGCAAUCAAUCACGUUCCAACAAAUCCAAUUUCAACGACUUGUGUAAGUUGUUCUGAUUUUGAUAAAAAUUGUUACACAUGUGUAAAAGACAUGAGAAUAUGUUCUAUAUGUAAGCCUAACAUGUUUCCAGAUGUAAAUGGUAUAUGUAAAGCAUGUGACAGUAGUUGUAAUGGUGAUUGUAACACGUCAACAGGACAAUGCAUUUCUUGUAAACCCCAGUAUGUACACAAUAUUAUUAAUAUGAGUCAAUGUUUUCCAUGUACCACAUUUGACGUAAAAUGUCUUACUUGUGCUUCUGAUUAUUCACCCAAAUGCGUGACAUGUCAAGAUUAUUAUUAUCCAGUUACAAAUGGCAAAUGUAUACCAUGUAGUGAGGGUUGUGCAAAAUGUGAUACAACCAACGGAAGGUGCAUUGACUGUCAGACAAAUUAUGUAUUUACCAACCCUCAAAGCCAAAGAUGUGAGUAUUGUGAUAUAUUUGAUAGAAAUUGUUUAACAUGCUCAUCAUCGUUUGAUAGAAUUUGUGUCACAUGUAAAAAUACUGAAAAUUAUCCACAACGUGGAUUGUGUAAACCAUGUGAUCUCACAUGUGGUGGAAGUUGUGAUUCAACAAAUGGGACGUGUAUCACUUGUAAAAAGGAUUUUGUUUUCAAAUUGCCACAAACAACAACAUGUGAAAGUUGCACCACCUUUGAUGCAAAAUGUUCGUCUGAAAGUGGGAGUUGUUCUUCUGAUUUUACCAGAAAAUGCAACAAAUGCAUUGCAAAUAAUUAUCCGGACUCGACUGGAAUGUGUAUCAAUUGUGACACAUCUUGUGGUGGGCAAUGUGAUACGACAAAUGGUAUAUGUACUUCUUGUUCUCCAAAUCACGUGUUUUAUGCAACAAAAACGAUAAUAUGUCAACCUUGUGAAUCAUUUGAUAGAAAUUGUGAAAGGUGCUCUUCGACAUUUGAAAGAAAGUGUGAGUUUUGUAAAGCUGGAUACCAUGUUGGUACUAAUGGGAUUUGUAUUUUAUGUGAUCCAACAUGUAAUAACAAAUGUGAAAGUCCGAGUGGAAAUUGUACUGGAUGUAUUCAAGAUUAUGUCAUGAAUGGAACUAAAGUAUUACAUGUAAUCAACACAAUACCGACUGUUUAUCAUGCAGUACUAAUGGGUCGGGGUAUUGUUUGA
Messenger RNA from Entamoeba invadens IP1, 1539 nucleotides. RefSeq lists its product as hypothetical. The record is from RefSeq and is a predicted model, not a curated record. Bases 1 to 1539 code for a protein of 512 amino acids. Lineage: Eukaryota; Evosea; Mastigamoebida; Endamoebidae. The transcript is spliced from 2 exons.